AUGUCGGUACUGUAUCGUCUGGCUGGGCAGCUGAUCUCAGAUUUGGUGGACAGAAACUACUUCUAUCUAUUUGAUCUCGAGGCGUUCAAGACUGCCAAGGCGCUGAAUAUGGCGAUACCGGGAGGUCCAAAGUUCGAACCCUUGUACCGGGACAUGUAUGAUGAAGAUGAGGACUGGAAUGAGUUCAACGAUAUCAAUAAAAUCAUCAUUCGUAACCAAGUCAGGACUGAAUAUCGUAUUGCCUUUCCUUACCUCUACAACUCCCGCCCUAGAUCGGUGUAUGCUGCUAAGUAUCACGCUCCUCAUUGUUGCUAUGUGAAGCAGGACGACCCCGAUCUGCCACCGUACGUAUAUGAUGCUGUUAUCAACCCUUUACCGAUGCAGAAGGCUGAUGAGGGUGAUGAUGAUAAAAUACUAGAUGAUGCUGAAGAUGAAAAUGAGGGAGA
Molecule: messenger RNA, 446 nt
Organism: Perkinsus marinus ATCC 50983
Lineage: Eukaryota; Perkinsozoa; Perkinsida; Perkinsidae
Product: pre-mRNA splicing factor prp8, putative
Exons: 3
Biological process (GO): spliceosomal tri-snRNP complex assembly; mRNA splicing, via spliceosome
Cellular component (GO): U5 snRNP; catalytic step 2 spliceosome
Molecular function (GO): U2 snRNA binding; U6 snRNA binding; pre-mRNA intronic binding
Source: RefSeq, a predicted model, not a curated record